CGGCGUGGAGAGUCGAGAAGAUGGAUGAAGGGCGACGGUCGGGGGGCGGGGAGGCAGCUUAUAAGGACGGGCGCGGCGUGUUGUGGUGCGCGAGAUCAAUCCUGCCGGGCUAGCGCGCCGGGCGGCGGCCACAGAUCACAGUCGCGCUCGCUUAGCGCCCAAACCGGCAGCAGCAGCGCACGGGCCGGCCUGGCCGCCGCUGGAUCACAACAUCAGCGCGACUCCCCAUAAGUAGCGCGUCCCCCGCCGCUCGACGACCUUUCUUCCUUCAUCUCGACACUCCACUCCCGCGCAACCACCCCGACCCGUCCAUCUCAGCCCACUUCCAGCUCUCAGCUACUCCGCCUUUUUCCAUCUCACUUCCACCGCACGCCACCGAAAAUGCCUCCCAAAGCCCAGAAGACUCCCACCACCGGCGGCAAGGCCCCGGCCGGCAAGGCGCCCGCUGAGAAGAAGGAGGCCGGCAAGAAAACCGCCGCUCCCUCUGGCGACAAGAAGAAGCGCACCAAGUCGAGGAAGGAGACCUACUCCAGCUACAUCUACAAGGUCCUCAAGCAGGUCCACCCCGACACUGGUAUCUCCAACCGCGCCAUGAGCAUCCUUAACUCCUUCGUCAACGAUAUCUUCGAGCGCGUCGCCACCGAGGCCUCCAAGCUUGCCGCCUACAACAAGAAGUCGACCAUUUCAUCACGCGAGAUCCAGACCUCUGUCCGACUCAUCCUGCCCGGUGAACUUGCCAAGCACGCCGUGUCUGAGGGCACCAAGGCCGUCACGAAGUACUCUUCCUCCACCAAGUAAGGGUGUCAUGACGAUCGGGGUUUCUCUGGGUUUCUUCCUUCGUCCUGUUCUUGGAUGACGGCUAUGGGGUCGGUGUUUACGGGUUUCAUUUUAAUGCGAUCAUGGGUCGGUUUGCUUGCUCUCCAGGACCGUGAGUUCAUGGUUUGACUACGGGGUCCGGAUCAUCGAGGGUGUACAUUAUACCUCUGCACACGGAACGAAUCAAUUCUUUC
Messenger RNA from Trematosphaeria pertusa, 1010 nucleotides. RefSeq names its product histone-fold-containing protein. Gene Ontology annotation, biological process: nucleosome assembly. The transcript is spliced from 4 exons. Gene Ontology annotation, cellular component: nucleosome. The coding region runs from base 382 to 798 and encodes 138 amino acids. Gene Ontology annotation, molecular function: structural constituent of chromatin; DNA binding; protein heterodimerization activity. Lineage: Eukaryota; Fungi; Ascomycota; Dothideomycetes; Pleosporales; Trematosphaeriaceae. The record is from RefSeq and is a predicted model, not a curated record.